AUGCUAGUGUCUAACCAUGAUGAAGCCGACAAAGUUGCUAAAGAUUUAAGGGUUGAAGAAUACGUUGUCAAGGCACAAAUACUGGCCGGAGGUCGAGGUGUCGGAGUUUUCAGUAAUGGUUUUAAGGGAGGAGUUCAUUUAACAAAAAAUCCAUCGGAAGUGGGUAAUUUAGUUAAACAAAUGUUGGGAAAUAAACUUAUUACAAAGCAGACUCCAAAAGAUGGAAUUUUGGUAAAUAAAGUAAUGGUAGCGGAAUCUGUUGACAUUCAAAAAGAAACUUAUUUUAGUAUUUUAAUGGAUAGGACUCAUAAUGGACCUGUAGUAGUAGUCAGUGCAGAAGGAGGAGUAGAUAUUGAAAAUGUUGCUGAAAAAAACCCAGAAGCCAUUAAAAUUAUCCCAAUUGAUAUUUUUAAAGGAUUGACAGAUGAUAUAGCUGUCCAAGCAGCAGAAUUUUUAAAAUUUACUGGAGUAUCUAAAGAGAAAGCAGUCAGCGAAAUGAAAAAAUUAUGGAAAUUUUUUCUUGAUGUAGAUGCCACACAAGUUGAAAUUAAUCCUUUAGCAGAGUCUUCAAAAAACGAUGUUGUUGCAGUGGAUGCAAAAAUUAAUUUUGAUGAUAAUGCUCAAUAUAGGCAAAAAGAUAUAUUUGAAAUGGAAAAUAAAACUGAAAUUGACCCAAGAGAACUGCUAGCUUCUCAGUUUAAUUUGAAUUACAUACCUUUAGAAGGAAAUAUUGGAUGUCUGGUAAAUGGUGCAGGGCUGGCAAUGGCAACAAUGGAUAUUAUUAAGUUAGAAGGUGGAGAACCAGCUAAUUUUUUGGAUGUUGGAGGAAAUGUUAAUGAGAAUCAAGUUACUGAAGCAUUUAAGUUAUUGACUUAUGAUAAUAAAGUUAAAGCAAUUUUAGUUAAUGUUUUUGGAGGAAUAGUAAAUUGUGCAACUAUUGCUAAGGGAAUAGUCGCAGCCUGUAAAAAAAUUAAUGUUAAAACUCCAAUAGUAGUUAGAUUAGAGGGAACAAAUGUAAAUGAAGCUAAGAAAAUUUUAGAAAACUCAGGAUUACCAAUUAUUAAUGCAAAAGGUUUGCAAGAAGCUGCGAGAGAAGUGGUCGCAGCAGCAAAACGAUAG
Molecule: messenger RNA, 1119 nt
Organism: Pediculus humanus corporis (human body louse)
Lineage: Eukaryota; Metazoa; Arthropoda; Insecta; Psocodea; Pediculidae
Product: succinate-CoA ligase, beta subunit, putative
Exons: 1
Coding region: 1-1119 (372 amino acids)
Biological process (GO): tricarboxylic acid cycle; succinyl-CoA metabolic process
Cellular component (GO): succinate-CoA ligase complex; mitochondrion
Molecular function (GO): ATP binding; succinate-CoA ligase (GDP-forming) activity
Source: RefSeq, a predicted model, not a curated record